This is a messenger RNA of Knipowitschia caucasica, 1590 nucleotides long. The record is from the annotation of a GenBank genome assembly. NCBI's taxonomy places the organism in Eukaryota, Metazoa, Chordata, Actinopteri, Gobiiformes, Gobiidae.
AUGGCGGUCACUAUCGAGGACUUGUACCGCAGUUAUGGCGUGUUAGCAGACGCCAAAGACAAUAUGAGCCAGCACAAAGAUGCUUACCAAGUGAUCCUGAACGGCGUGAAGGGCGGAGCCAAAGAGAAGCGGCUCGCCGCUCAGUUCAUCCCCAAAUUCUUCAGUCAGUUUCCAGAACUUUCUGACGCCGCAAUCAACGCUCAGCUGGACCUGUGCGAGGACGAGGAUGUAUCGAUUCGGCGUCAGGCCAUAAAGGAGCUUCCGCGCUUUGCCACCGGAGAAAACAUCCCGAGAGUGGCAGACAUCCUCACCCAGCUGCUGCAGACGGACGACUCUGCAGAGUUUAACCAGGUGAAUGCAGCUCUACUCUCAAUCUUCAAAGUCGACGCCAAAGGCACACUGGGCGGCCUGUUCACUCAGAUCCUUCAGGGAGAGGACAUUGUUCGUGAAAGAGCCAUAAAGUUUCUGUCGAACAAACUGAAGACUCUUCCAGAAGACGUGAUGACCAAGGAGGUGGAGGACUUUGUCUUCUCAGAGACCAAGAAGGUCCUGGAGGAUGUGACGGGUGAGGAGUUUGUGCUUCUCAUGCGUGUGCUGGGCUCCUUACACAUCCUGCAGACUGUGAACGGGCGACAGCAGCUGGUGGAGCUGGUGGUGGAACAGGCUUUUUUAGAACAAGCGCUGAACCCGAGCGACGCAGACACUGUGGACAGAGUCCUGCAGUGUACGAGACAGGCCCUGCCCUUGUUCUCUAAAAACGUCCACUCAACUCGCUUCGUCACAUACUUCUGUGAACAUGUGCUUACGAAUCUCAGCAGCUUGACGAGUCCUGUGGCCGGAGUGGACAUCCAGCUGGAGGUGCUCAAACUUCUGGCUGAGAUGAGUCCAUUCUGUGGAGACAUGGAGAAACUGGAGGCCAACCUCCACACACUCUUCAACAAGCUUCUGGAGUUCAUGCCUCUGCCCCCCGCUGAGGAGCCUGAGGACGGGGAAAACUCCUCAUCAGAUGAACCAAAGUUACAGUUCAGCUCUGUGGAGUGUCUGCUCUAUGCCUUCCACCAGCUGGGGAAGAAACUCCCGGACUUUCUCCUGGACAAGGUGGACCAGGAGCGGCUCAAGGACUUUAAGAUCAGGCUGCAGUACUUUGCUCGGGGGCUCCAGGUUUACAUUCGUCAGCUCCGUGUGGCUCUUCAGGGGAAAACUGGAGACGCUCUGAAAACAGACGAGAAUAAAAUCAAAGUGGUGGCUCUGAAGAUCACCAACAACAUCAACGUUCUCAUUAAAGACUUGUUCCACAAUCCUCCGUCCUACAAGAGCUCCGUGACUCUGUCCUGGAAACCAGUGCAGAGACCGGAGGCUGCGGCUGCAACAGCACCCAAACGUUCUGCUGCAGAAGACACUGGAGCUUCAGCGAUGAAGAAGUCUGUUCCUCCUGCUCCUCGAAGAGACGCCAGACAGAUCUACAACCCUCCGAGCGGCAAGUACAGCGGCACCAUCGGCAACUUCACCUAUGGAGAGCAGCGCGGAGGUUUCAGAGGUGGACGGGGUCGAGGCUUUGGGAGCAGAGGAACCCGAGGCAGGAUGUACUGA